AUGCUUGACGAUACCAGAUGCGAUUACGUUGUCCUAGUCAGCGCCGCGGACGAGGGCUCCCCCCUGCUGCCCCAGCUGCCGGGCUCCGCGCGCUACCUCUACCACUCACAGCCCUGCUACGACUGGGGCCUGGUGGGAUGGGCGCUGUCCCCCGAGGGCGGCCGCGUGGAUUGGACGCGCCACUCGCGGUUUGUGUUUGUGUCCAGCGGCGUGCGGGGGCCGUUCCUGCCGCCGUACCUGCAGCCCUACCUGCAUUGGGCAGACCCACUCCUCAGCGACGACGUGAAGCUGGCCGCAGCCACCCUCAGCUGCCAGGCCGCGCAGCGCCCUCGAGCCAACGGCAGCAGCCCCUGGCGCAAGAACCCGCGCGCAGCGCUGGGGGCGGUGGCGACCGACCAAGUGGGGCUGAAGCUGCUGCUCGAGGAGGGGCGGGUCAUGGGCUGCCACACCACCGCGGCUGCCAAUGCCUACUGGUCAGACUCUGGCGCGGUGGCGGCCGUGCUCAAGGCCGGCUUCACAGUGGACUCCCUGCUGGGCAGCUUCCAAGGCGUGGACUGGCGCGACGACCGCAACUGGCACUGCAACGGCGGCAUCGACCCCGCCGGCCCCGAGGACGUCCCCUACGACGGCACAUGGCUGGACCCCCUGGAGUCAAUGUUUGUGCGCGUCAAGUCAAACCUGCUGCUGCACCGCCUGCCGAGCGCGGUCAAGGCGGCCAAGCUGUCGGCGUGGGAGGCCGGGGCCACGGUGGACCGGCUGAGGGCGGCGGCGCGUGAACCGGUGGACCCGCGGCCGCGCAUCCUGGGGAACGAAUACAAGAACGGCUCUGCGCGCUUCAAGCUGUCCCGCGUGCUGACCGCCCUGGUGCGUGGCAUGAAGUGCUUUGACGUUGACUUUUUUGUGGCGCGCAACGCGGACGUGCGGUCCCAGAGCCAGCACCCUCACGUCGUGUGGCGGUUCUUUGUGUAUGUUGGUCAGUUCGAGGAUCGCGCGUACAGGUGA
Molecule: messenger RNA, 1002 nt
Organism: Monoraphidium neglectum
Lineage: Eukaryota; Viridiplantae; Chlorophyta; Chlorophyceae; Sphaeropleales; Selenastraceae
Exons: 8
Coding region: 1-1002 (333 amino acids)
Source: RefSeq, a predicted model, not a curated record